CGGAGAAGUAAAAAUGUGAAAGGACUAGUGGUGACCCAGUUUUUCUCGUGUAUACAUACAAGAACUGCAGUGAGAGAGAGAUUCUUCCCACUGUCAAAAUGGUGCCAUUACAGAGGUUGUCUUUUGUCUGGACCUAUAUAUGAACUUUUGGAACCCUCUCAGUAUUAUAAACGCUUGCAUUCAGAGACGUUUCUGGCAUUGAUUAAGUGUAAUGGACUGCAGUGCAUGGAUUGCAAGGAAAUCAAGCAUCAAUGACCCAACCAUAUGACCCAGGUCAUAUCUGGACUGGAAACUGGAAAAGAAGACUAAUGGCUCAGAUUUUCAAGCCACCCAGAAUGGAUACAGGGUUCUGUGGACAAUUUAAUUCAUCCUUCAUGCUGAAGUAGUGCUACCACUUCAUUAUCUUUUACAUCGGCCUGUUUACACAGCCGAGGGUGGAACUGCAAGCCCGUGUUUGCUUGGUGAUACUCUGAUUUCCUGGGAACUAUGUAAUAUUACUAAGUAUUCUGAGUUAAACAUUGAAGAGAUGUCAUCAGUUUCUAAAAGUCACAUUCCCGCUUGGCUCUUUCUCAUACUUGUUGUUACAAGCAAGAUUACUGGGAUCACUGUACCUGAAAAAAUAAGGGGAAGGAGUGUUUUGCCUCAGGCUGAGAUUUUGGAAGACCUUUUUAUUUAUUUUGCACAUGUCAGCAUUUAUGUGUUAGUACGUGGUCAGUGCCUCUGCUAGUUGUUUGUAAGCAGUUUGUUACUUAUUUUACUUCAAAAUAGGUAUAUCUGGGUCUGCUUAACCACAGAAGAACAUCACAGAGGAGACUGUGGGGGCAGUGGCUGAAAAGCAGAAGUGAGAUAGGGUCGAGAAGUGAACGGUGGGUCCACCCCUUUCUGUUUACUUCUGUUCUGUGCUUUCCAUUUCAUCUUUUCCUUUUCAGAAGAGAAACUUGAAUUUGGAAGUCUCCACAUUUCUGUAGUCAUGACAUUAUUUUCCUCCUUAACCCCAGUCUUCUUAGCAAUUAUAUGUGUUUUGAUUGGGGUAAUACUGAAGAAGACUAACAGAGAGAAGGAAAAAGGUGACACUAGAAGCAAGACCAUAUCUCGCCCAUGGGUGGAUGAAGAUCUAAGAGAUGGCACUGAUCACCAUUUAGAGGAAGAAGAGGUUGAUGAAGACUGGCAAGGACUUGAUGAAAAUGUUGCCCAUGUCCCCUUCAUUGCAGAGCGCUACUCUGAGGCUGAAAUGAUUAAAAGGUCACGGUCCUUUUAUGAGCUUCUUGAUAAGAGGCGGUCUGUCAGGUUUCUCAGUGAUGAGCCAGUCCCCAGGGAGGUUAUUGAUAACGUCAUCAGAACAGCAGGUACUUCACCCAGUGGAGCACACACUGAGCCCUGGACCUUUGUGGUAGUGCAAGAUCCAGAUUUAAAACAUAAGAUUCGGGAGAUUGUAGAAGAAGAAGAAGAAAUAAACUACAAAAAAAGGAUGGGAGAGAGAUGGGUCAAUGACCUGAAGAGAUUAAGAACAAACUGGAUCAAAGAAUACUUGGACACUGCCCCCUAUCUGAUCCUGAUUUUCAAGCAGGUGUAUGGGAGGCUUCCAAAUGGCAAAAAGAAGACCCACUACUACAAUGAAAUCAGUGUAUCCAUUGCCUGUGGCAUGCUGCUUGCUGCACUGCAGAAUGCCGGUCUGUACACGGUGACCACCACACCCCUGAACUGUGGCCCGCAGCUGCGGGCACUGCUCCAGCGCCCAGCCAAUGAGAAGUUGCUCUUGCUGCUCCCUGUGGGCUAUCCCAAGAAAGAUGCCACUGUGCCUGCACUGACUCGAAAGCCAUUAGAAGACAUCAUGGUGGUCAUGUGAACCCAGGGCCACAAGGAGAGAGCACAACUUACUGCCUGCUAGGAAGCAGCAGCCCACUGAAGUUGUUGAUGCUUUUCCUGUGUAUUAUACCCAGCUUUAAUGCUCACGUAUUACUGCUGCUCUGGCUGUUUACACUCGUGCACCUUUUAGUGCUAGUAACCACAGUGCCUGCUUCUACUAACAGCAGCAAGUAGUCACGCAUGGUGCAUUUAACAGGUACUAUUACCAAUGAACCUGAGCAGUUGUUCCAGGAGACAAGUACAGUAACAUUCAAAUGACCUUCAUCACUUUAUUUUUCUUAUGCAUUGUAGGGACAGAUCUUUCCUUGAACUAGAACACAUAUUUUCCUUAUACUUUUGUGAUUACCACUGAACAGCUGUUUUUACUUCAUAACUUUAAUGGAGGUUGUAUAUCACAGAAUGAUAGUACCAUUAAGGGUGGAAAAGAUCUCCAAGGUUAUCUAGUCCAAUUGUACACCUACCACCGAUAUUUCCCCACUGAACCAUGUCCCUCAGUACAACACCUAAACAUUUCACAGAAUCACAGAAUGGUCAGGGUUGGAAGGGACCUCAAGGAUCAUGAAUCUU
This is a messenger RNA of Meleagris gallopavo (turkey), 2433 nucleotides long. The record is from RefSeq and is a predicted model, not a curated record. Lineage: Eukaryota; Metazoa; Chordata; Aves; Galliformes; Phasianidae.